This is a messenger RNA of Erythranthe guttata (spotted monkey flower), 1252 nucleotides long. RefSeq names its product S-adenosyl-L-methionine-dependent methyltransferases superfamily protein. NCBI's taxonomy places the organism in Eukaryota, Viridiplantae, Streptophyta, Magnoliopsida, Lamiales, Phrymaceae. Gene Ontology annotation, biological process: polyamine biosynthetic process. The record is from RefSeq and is a predicted model, not a curated record. Gene Ontology annotation, molecular function: thermospermine synthase activity.
CAUUGAAGCUGUUCAGUGUUUUUUUUUUUCUUCUUCAGAAUGAAAUUAGCAGCAGCAGCAGCAGCACAUAUCUUCCCCCAAUUCCACCCUCCAUUCUCACACCCCCACCACCCAAAUCCUCCCCCGCCACUCCUCUCCGCCGCCACCACCACCACCACCCAUUUCGCCCCUCCGUUCAAACUCCGCCGCAGCAAAGACCUACUAUUCCCGCUCAAAUCUCACCAAUCCCAGUCACCCAAUCCCCAAACCGCCGCCACCCGGCACGAUGACGGCGGCGACCCCGGAAUCCCAUUCGAGCACGUCAAAAUUCUGGCGAAAUUCAAAUCCCGGCACAACUACAUCCGAGUGAUCCAAGUAUCCAGGGCGGCGGACCACCCACUCGCCGGAUCCAGGCUCCUCCUCCUCGACGCCCCCGGCAACAUCCACAGCAUCUCCUUCCUCUUCAAAACCCUCACCAACGCCUACUACGACGUCUUCGCCACCCUGCCCCCGAUCCUCCCGCCCGGACCCGUCGGAAUACUCGGGUUCGGAGCCGGAUCCGCCGCCAAAAUCAUCCUCGAACUCCACCCUCAAACCGCCGUCCACGGCUGGGAGCUCGACCCCUCCGUCGUCGCCGUCGCCCGAGAGUACUUCGGCCUCGAAAAGCUCGAAAGCAAACACCCCGACCGCCUCUUCGUCCACACGGGAAACGCGCUGAACGCGACCGUGAAAGACGGGUUCGCCGGGAUCCUAGUCGAUCUGUUCAGCAAGGGCUGCGUGAUUCCCGAGCUCCAAGACGCGGCGACGUGGGAGAGGCUGAAACGGAGCUUGAAGAAGGGCGGGAGAAUGAUGGUGAACGUCGGCGGGAGCUGCGUUGAGCCGGAGGAUAUAAGGAAAGACGGGAAUUUGAUAAUGGAGGACACUCUGAAGGCGAUGAACAGGGUUUUUCCGGCGGGGCAGCUCUCUGUGCUGAGCCUUGAUAGUCGGAAGGACGACAGCGCAGUUGCUCUGACCGGUGAAUUUCCAGACGCCGGUGAGUGGAAGAAGGCGCUGAAAAAGCCUCUUAGAUUCUACGUUGAUAUGUGGCAGCCUUACACAAGUAAAACGGACCACAGUCAUCGUUCUAAUUGAGCUUGUUUUUUUCGUGGCGUUGCCAUGCUUGUCAAGUGUUUGAUGAUAUGCUCCAAUGAAAACUCAUCAUUUACCACUCCAAAAUGUGUAAAAUCGUAAUAUUACAGAAAAUAUUUCUUAAUUAUUUUAGUUAAAUAAUUUC